AUGGACAAAUUCGGCGCAGCAAAUAAGUCAACGGAGAACCUUCUGCGUGAUAAAUUCGUGCCCGAGACAUCUCCGACUAAUAUUCCAACUGAUGUACUCAUUAAACAGGGGCUAGUAACGGAUUCCACCGAAUCACUAAUUCAUGGAGGCGCAGAAAGAUAUAUUGUAAACGCCCUAAAGCCUAUAGAAUCAAACAAAACAGAAGACGCUUUUGAAGACCGGCCGUUCCAUCUUCCUUCCCCACCGCUUGAUUUGACAAAUCUAGAGUAUGAAGAAGUUGCCGAUCUUUCUAAAAGUGGUUCACAAUAUGACUUAAAUAAUACAACCUUUGAAGUAAUCGAAGAUUUAUACUCCCAAAUUGAGGCUUUUUUGGUUCACUUUAAAUUAUCCAGAAGUUUUUUACUAAUUUUCAAAAAUUACGUCAGUAUCCUUAUUCAAGAAGGCAUCAAUCCGUUACACGAUGAAUAUUUCAAAAUAUUGGAAGAUGAACUGAAAGGAGUUUUCACUUUCAAUUCUGUUAUAGAAGAGGUCUUAGAAAUAUUUCUAAUCCAUCCUCGCAACAAAUUCAUUGCAUUGUCUCUUGCGGAAUAUACUUACGCUAGGAACAAAAUCAGAAGACAUUUUAAUCACUGGAGAACUGUAUAUGAGUUAAAUGAAGGGGCAAACAGAUUUGCAGAUCAAGCAAAAAUGAAGGUAAAGGAAGCACUCUUUUAUAUUUGGAGUGAUAGAACAUUAAAGUACUCACAGAUGGCCAGUGAUGAAGCUGAAAGUUUCGGGAAUACCUGGCUACUAUUUCGUUCGUUUCAACAAUGGAUAACUUUAACACAAACUCUCAAAGAGCAGUCAAGAUUAGCCGAUCAGGCUUUUUUGAAUAAGAUGUUUAGGAAAAUUCUCAAGGCACAAGAAAAUUGGAAACACUUAGAAACUGUCAACACCGACAAUAUAAGGCACAUUUAUUUACGAACAUGGCUUCAUAUAUGGAAGUUAAAACAUAGAGAAAUAAAUUAUCUUGGGUUGAAAAGAAGGGUUUUCGGAGGAAUAAAACAGAGAUUUAUAAAUUACGAAUACAAUAAGAGCAUUUCAGACAAAGUGAGGUCAUUAUCUUUACAAAGGGUAUAUUUCAGCAAAUGGAGGAAGGAGAGUGCUGAAAAUAAAGAUAAGCUUGGGACACUUUAUGGGCUGGGGGAUAAGUUUAUUAAACAAAAGUUUUUCCGCAAAUUAAAGCGGUUGCUUCAGUAUAGUCGACAAGAAGCAAUUGUAAAGAGUAAACUAGAUGAGACACUUUUGAGAUGUGUUUUUGAGAAGAUGUGGUUAAAACGAUUCGAAGACCAUCUGCAUUUGUACUCAAUUAUCAGUCUAAAAGAGGCUAACCUCGUAAAGGGUGUAUUUCAUUCAUGGAAAAAGCUUCUAUAUACUGACCUUAAAGCAAGCGAUUAUUCGAGGACAAAUCUGCUCAAGUUUUCAUUACGAAAUUGGAAACUUAAGGUAAAGCUAAAAAAUUUUGAACAGAAAUACAAAACGAGUAUUAUAGCUAGCGCGUAUCGUAGCUGGAGAAAAAGGAUACAGUAUGGGAAAAUAUCGAGUGACCACAUUAAAAUGGCAUUUUAUGCGAAACAUUUCGAUGUGUGGAAAAGGAAGAUACUGCAAAUGAAGUCUAUGGAUGAAGAAGCAUCCUCUUUUUACGAAAAGGAUCUUGCAAGUGAAUGCCUAACUAUAUGGAAGGAGCGCCUGAUUAAGACCAAAGAAUUGGAGGAUAGAUACAAUUUCUUAAGCAAGACACAUGCAAUUUUGACUGUAAAACGGACAGUAAUGCAUAUUGAUAAUGUUCAUUUGCUAUAUACCAAACUAGCACCCUCAAUGGAUAAAAUAAAGCUUUCUAGGACCUUUUUAAAGUGGCGGAAAGCUACUAGUUCCAGAGUCAGGCUUAAAUUAAAUGAUAUUCUACACGUUUAUGAACUGAGCAAAGGAUACAAACUUCAAAGCGAAUUGUUCAAUGCAUGGCGGAAUAGAUAUUACUUCUACUCAGAAGAAUAUAAUGUUAAAGCUAGUUCAAAGAAAAAUAUUCAGCUUAAAAAAAUGGUGUUGAAGAAAUUUCGUGGAAGACUUUCAGAAAUAGUAAAAUCAGAAGAAUUAGCAGAUGAAGUUCGCGAAGAAUUUAUGUUAAUUAAGACAUUCUAUAUUUGGAAAACUCAUCUAGAUGAAUUAUUAUACAUGAACACAUUACUGGAACAGUCGGAAGCCAAUAAACAAUUCCUAAUUACAUCCAAAUUCUUGAAAAUGUGGAGUCUUCGAUUUCUAAAAAUCAAACGUAAUGAUGAGACAGUGCAGGUGUUCCGCCAUCGCUGGGACAGGGCUACUGUAAGGGGAUUGCUAUUAUUGUGGAAAAAUCGUUCAGAUAGUUCGCCAAAGAGGAGGAAGGACUUUGACCUCAAACAUGAAUUGAAAACUCCCAUAAGAUCAGACUCACAGAGCGUUUCAACUAUACCAGGAUCAGAAAGAAUAAAGCAGCAUAGAAUGGAAGCGAUGAAAUCACAUUAUAGCAGAGCAAGAAGGGCAAUACCAAGUCCGGUGAAAUCUUCUAGUGUUCUUGACUCUACAGCUAAAAAGCAGAUCAAGCUUGAAAGUACAACAGACUUAAACGGAUCCCCGACGCGAGCAAAACCUCUAAGGUAUUCUCCUAGGCGUACUAAUAAAAACAUGCCAUCUAAAGUUGACCAUAUUGAUUUUGGCAGAAUACCCGCUGUACCAUUCAGCCUGAACGUCAAUUCUCCUAAGGUCGAUCAAGAUAUGGAUUAUAUAAGAGAGCAUGAUAGAUCCCCAUUGAGUCGUAAACGUCAAUAG
Messenger RNA from Saccharomyces paradoxus, 2841 nucleotides. RefSeq names its product Sfi1p (gene SFI1). NCBI's taxonomy places the organism in Eukaryota, Fungi, Ascomycota, Saccharomycetes, Saccharomycetales, Saccharomycetaceae. The coding region runs from base 1 to 2841 and encodes 946 amino acids. The transcript has a single exon. The record is from RefSeq and is a predicted model, not a curated record.